UGUUACAGUUGUAGUCGUUUCGAGUUUGGAUUGCGGUCAAUAGCAGAGUCGGUCGAGGGACGACAACCCCCAGAUUACCGUUCGGAAUCGACAUUCUCAUCCCUCGCAGUCUGAUUCUGCCGACGCCGUCAACAUGAGCUCCGACGACAAUCCCCAGGACCCGAGGCCGGCCUCGCUGUCGGGCAUGCUCUCGACCCUUGCCCCGGUGGCUGUGGUUUCUGCGAUAUACAUCUCGGUGUUCCUGAUCUUGCGGAGGAGCCAGAGGCGCUACUAUGCUCCUCGAACAUAUCUCGGGAACUUGCGGGAAAGCGAGCGCUCGCCUCCCCUGCCCAACGGCUGGGUCAACUGGAUCGGCAGCUUCUGGCGGAUCCCCGACAUCUACGCGCUGCAGCACCAGUCUCUCGAUGCCUACCUCUACAUCCGGUUCCUGCGCAUGGCGCUGGUCAUCUGCUUCGUCGGCUGCUGCAUCACCUGGCCGAUCCUGUUCCCCGUCAAUGCCACGGGCGGCGGCGGCCAGGCGCAGCUCGACAUCCUGUCGUACGCCAACAUCAACCAGGCGACGCAGUACAACCGCUACUACGCCCACGCCUUUGUCUGCUGGAUCUAUUUUGGGUUUGUCAUGUACAUGAUCAUGCGCGAGUGCAUCUUCUACAUCAACCUGCGCCAGGCCUUCCUGCUGAGCCCCUUCUACGCCGACCGCAUCUCGUCGCGCACCGUGCUGUUCACCAACGUGCCCGCCGACUAUCUGGACGACGCGAAGCUGCGCAGGGUGUUUGGCGCCUCGGUCAAGAACAUCUGGAUCACCAGCGACACCAAGGAGGUCGACGAGGUCGUGGAGGAGCGCGACAAGGUCGCCAUGCGCCUCGAGAAGGCCGAGGUCAAGCUGAUCAAGCUCGCGCACAAGGCACGCCAGGAGGCCAUCAAGAAGGGGGCGCCGGCCGAGGAUGCCGACAGGGCGCCGAUCGUGGGUGAUGGCGAGUCCGGCAGCGUCGCGGCUCGCUGGGUCCCGCACAAGAAGCGGCCGACGCACCGUCUCGGGUUCCUUGGUCUGAUCGGCAAGAAGGUCGACACCAUCAACUGGUGCCGCAGCGAGCUGGAGCGCCUCAUCCCGGAGGCCGACACUGUCCAGGCCAAGUACCGCGCGGGCGAGUACAAGAAGAUCCCCGGCGUCUUCAUCGAGUUCCGGACGCAGGCCGAUGCCGAGGGCGCCGCUCAGAUCCUCGCUCACCACCAAGGCUUUCACAUGUCGGACAGGUACGUCGGCAUUCGGCCCGGCGAGAUCAUCUGGAAGUCGCUCGCCAUCCCGUGGUGGCAGAAGGCGGUGCGCCGCUACGCCGUGCUGGCCUUCAUCACCGCCAUGAUCCUCUUCUGGGCCAUCCCCGUCGCCUUUGUCGGUAUUGUCAGCAACGUCAACUACCUGACCACGAUCAGCUGGCUGGCGUGGCUGAACAAGAUCCCAUCCGUCAUCAUGGGUGUCGUGACCGGUCUCUUGCCUUCGGUUCUGCUUGCCGUUCUCAUGUCGCUGGUGCCGAUCGUGAUGCGCUUGUGCGCUAAGCUGGCGGGUGAGCCGUCCAUCUCGCGCGUCGAGUUGUUCACGCAGAACGCCUACUUCGCCUUCCAGGUGAUCCAGGUCUUCCUGGUCACCACGAUCGCGUCCUCUGCGACGGCCGUGGCCAAGCAGCUCGUCGACAGUCCCACCAGCGCGCCCUCGAUCCUGGCCAACAACCUGCCCAAGUCGUCCAACUUUUACAUUUCCUACUUCAUCGUGCAGGGCCUGACCAUCGCCACGAGCGUGCUGACCCAGGUGAUCGGCUUCGUCAUCUUCACGCUGCUGUACAAGUUCCUGGCCAACACGCCGCGCGCGCUCUACACCAAGUGGUCUAACCUCAGCGCCAUCUCGUGGGGCAGCACCAUGCCGGUGUACACCAACAUCGUGGUCGUGGCCAUCACGUACUCGUGCAUCGCGCCGCUCAUGCUCGGCUGGGCCACCAUUGCCAUGUUCCUCUUCUACUUCGCGUGGCGGUACAACGUCUUCUUCGUGACCGACACGCGCAUCGACACGCGCGGCCUCAUCUACCCGCGCGCGCUCAAGCAGCUCUUCACGGGCCUGUACCUGGCCGAGGUGUGCAUGAUCGGCCUGUUCGGCGCGUCGGUCGCGCCCGGCCCGCUCGUGCUGAUGGUCGUCUUCCUCGUCUUCACCGUGCUCUUCCACAUCUCGCUCAACAGCGCGCUCAACCCACUGCUGUACAACCUGCCCCUCACCUUACUCGCCGAAGAGGAAUCGGCCGCGCAUCUUCUGUCCGACGCCGAGAAGGGCACCACCACCACCACCACCAACACUACCCACCAGCCAGCCGAAGUACUACACGACCUGAACGGCGACGGCGUCGUCGACGCGACGGAGACCCACGUCGCGCAGGCGCAGGUCGCGUCCCGGACCACGGGCAAAGCCGGCAACGCGCUCACGCGCUUCCUGAAGCCGUGGAUCUACGCCGACUACGCCACGCUGCGCAACCUGGUGCCGCACGGCAUGCACGUGGGCGAGUACGCCGAGGAGGUGGCCGCCAACGCGUACCACCCGCCCUCGGUCACGGCGCCGACGCCGCUGCUGUGGAUCCCCGCCGACCCGGCGGGCGUGUCGAAGCAGGAGGUUGCGCACUCGGGCAGGGUCAUUCCGAUUACCGACGAGGGGUGUGAGUUGGAUGAGAAGGGAAGGUUGGUGUGGGAUCGCGAAGGGACUAGGCCGCCUGUUUGGGAGGAGAAGAUUUAUUAUUAACCUAGGUACCUUUGGUACCUACCUACCCGGGUAUUGAGGGGGUGGGGGUUGGUUAGAAAGAAUGAGGGGAAAGGAGAGGGAGGUGCAGGUGGUCUCAGUUUACUAGGGGUUCGAACGUGAGGUACUACAUACUGGGUAAUAAGGGCCUGUUUUGACGAGACGGGAUGGAGUGGGAAG
Messenger RNA from Chaetomium strumarium, 2953 nucleotides. RefSeq lists its product as uncharacterized. NCBI's taxonomy places the organism in Eukaryota, Fungi, Ascomycota, Sordariomycetes, Sordariales, Chaetomiaceae. Gene Ontology annotation, cellular component: plasma membrane. The transcript has 4 exons. Bases 134 to 2776 code for a protein of 880 amino acids. The record is from RefSeq and is a predicted model, not a curated record. Gene Ontology annotation, molecular function: calcium-activated cation channel activity.